Molecule: messenger RNA, 972 nt
Organism: Drosophila persimilis
Lineage: Eukaryota; Metazoa; Arthropoda; Insecta; Diptera; Drosophilidae
Product: venom allergen 3
Exons: 3
Coding region: 1-867 (288 amino acids)
Source: RefSeq, a predicted model, not a curated record
AUGAACCGACUAUUUCCGCUACUCAGCCUGACGGCUGCCCUUCUUCUGGCCGCCGAUGCCCAGCAGGCGCAGCCCGGGUCUCUGCCCGGGUCCCUGCCCGGAGCAGCAGCAGCGGGAAACAAUCAGAUCCUGGCGCUGCCCACAGGACCCGAGAAUCCGUACUGCAAGCCGCAGAUGUGUGCGCGCGGCAGGAGGCAUGUGGCCUGCGAGAAGUACACCACGCCCUAUCACAGAUCCUGCCUGACGGCGGAGCCCAAGAUGGUGAACCUUACCGUCCACGCGGACCUGAUCCUCCGGCUGCACAACGAGCAGCGCCAGCGGGUGGCCAGCGGGAAGAACUCCUCGCUGCCGCGCUCCGCCCGCAUGGUGGUGAUGCAGUGGAGCGAGGAGCUGGCCACGCUGGCCGGCUACAAUGCGCGCAUGUGCCAGGCCAAGCACGACGACUGCCGCAACACGCAGAACUUCACCCGCUCCGGCCAGAACAUCAUUGUGUUCAACAUGACGCACCGCGUCGAGGAUGAGCUGCUCGAGCGGCUGUAUCCGGAGCUGCUCGGCAUCGGGGUGCGCACUUGGUGGGGCGAGCACGCCAACAUGACCGCAGCGGAUAUGGAGCACUAUCCGUGCGACCCGAAGCGGCAGCAACUCCACCGACACUUUGCGGUCAUGGCCAUGGAGAGCAACUCGCAUGUGGGCUGCGCUGGCGACCGGUAUGUGACCAAGGGCCUGACCCACUUCAAGCUGACCUGCAACUACGCCAGGGAUCCGGUGUGCGGCCAGCCGAUCUAUCGCAUCCGCACCGAAGGCUGCCUCACGGGCCGCAACAAGCAGUACCCCGCCCUGUGCUCCACGAACGAGGUCUUCACUUGAAUCCAUACCAUCCCUGCCAUCCGUGCCAUCCGGGCGGCGUUCCAUGUUUAUCUGACAAAUAAUCGUUAACUCCCUCUACCAAUAAAUAUCCGCAGCGUAACAACA